AUGGCGGCUGACACUGCCAGAUGGCACUUUUCCAAAAAUCUUUUCCUCUUAUGGCUCAGCUUCGUCCUGUUGCCGCUGAACACAACAGUAAUCGCGGCAAUACACCUCUGGAGCCGAUUUCGACCGUUCAAGAGCCAUCAUGCCCGCCUCGAGUCAGCAGCACGGCCGGCGCUCCCCAAGACCGUCCUGGUCACGGGCCUGAGUAUGGCGAAGGGCCUCGCGCUCGCACGCCAGUUCCAUCGUCGAGGCCACAGAGUGAUCGGCGCAGACACCCGCCCACUGUGCAUGGCGCGCGUCUCGACGGCCGUGGACCGGUUCUAUGCUCUCCCUAAGCCGUCGUCGACUUGGUGCCAAGCUGAUCCGCAUACUGUCGCUAUGCUGUCUCUGCUGCGAGAGGAGAACAUCGACCUUUGGGUCUCUGUGUCGGACGUGCACGAGGCUAUGCAUGACGCGCAGAUGCGGGAUAUGAUUGAGCAGUCUACCAAUGUCAAGUGCAUUCAGCUUGGUGAAUCGGAUACACACAAGCUGCACGAAAAGGACCUCUUCAUGAGCCAUGCUGUAGAAAUCGGUCUGCCAGUCCCAGACUCUAAGAUUGUGCACAACCACAAUGCCAUCAUCCAUUUCUUGAACAAGAGAGAUGCACUUCGCUUUCGACCAGGAUCGCCGCAGUAUUUGGUCAAGCAGAUCGAACAGGAUGACCACGAGAGCAGAUUUGACAUGACCCUACUCCCGUUGCCAACAGAGCAGGAGACGCUCCAGCACGUCCACAAUAUCCCCGUGCACUCUUCGAACCCCUUUCUUAUCCAGGAGUUCAUCAAAGGCGAAGAGUAUUGCACUCAUGCGCUCGUCGUCAAGGGUCAAGUUCGCGCAUUCCUGGCAUGUCCCUCUGCUUCUCUCCUGCUCCACUACAGCGCUCUGCCUCCCGAGUCGUCUCUCGCGCAGGCUAUGCUAGGCUUCACCGAGAGAGUCGCUGCAGCCGGAGGGGCCGAUUUCACUGGUCACGUCAGCUUCGACUUCCUCGUCAAGCCUCGCCACCCUCAGCGGGAAUCAUCCAAGGAUAUACUCGACGUCGACUUGUUUGCGAUUGAGUGCAAUCCGCGUGUGCAUACUGCCGUGCUGCUGUUCAAUGAUACGCCUGAGGUGGUAGAUGAGUUCUUCACGUUCGACAUUGAUGAGAAACCACGGCCUCCGGUCUUCCCGAGAGAUCUCAAGCGGUACUACUGGGUCGGGCAAGAUUUGGUGCAGAGGGUCAUAUUCCCCUUGUACCAAUUCUUCUUUCUGUGGACAUUGACUUUUACCCAGCUUCGGCAGUCAUUGACCCUGUUCGCUCAGCGUCUUUUGUUCUGGAAGGACGGCAUUUUCGAAGUCUGGGAUCCCUGGCCGUGGUGGUGGUUAUACCACGUGUACUGGCCCGUGCAAUUCUUGAAAUUUCUCGUCAAGGGGCGAUGGUUCAACAUCAACGUUAGCACGGGGAAGGCUUUUUCAGCUGAAUGA
Messenger RNA from Clonostachys rhizophaga, 1494 nucleotides. Lineage: Eukaryota; Fungi; Ascomycota; Sordariomycetes; Hypocreales; Bionectriaceae. The record is from the annotation of a GenBank genome assembly.